Octodon degus (degu) is the source of this 1273-nucleotide messenger RNA. It is a transcript of the gene Tp53rk, whose product is annotated as TP53 regulating kinase. The record is from RefSeq and is a predicted model, not a curated record. Gene Ontology annotation, cellular component: nucleus; EKC/KEOPS complex; cytosol. The coding region runs from base 96 to 836 and encodes 246 amino acids. Gene Ontology annotation, molecular function: protein serine/threonine kinase activity; ATP binding. The transcript has 2 exons. NCBI's taxonomy places the organism in Eukaryota, Metazoa, Chordata, Mammalia, Rodentia, Octodontidae. Gene Ontology annotation, biological process: protein phosphorylation.
UGAGUGGCGGACGAUGUAGGAGUAUUUCCGGAGUGAGCGGAAGUGCCGCUGUACUCUUCCAAAAGAACAGAAAGCCUGAGUGUGGGAACCGGGUCAUGGCUGAGGCGAGUCCGGAUCCCGCGCUGGAGGCCGAGGCGCUGGCCGCGGCCCGAGAGCGCAGCAGCCGCUUCCUGAGAGGCCUGGAGCUGGUGAAGCAGGGCGCCGAGGCGCGCGUGUUCCGCGGCCUCUUCCUGGGCCGCGCGGCCGUGGUGAAGCACCGCUUCCCCAAGAGUUACCGGCACCCGGCGCUGGAGGCGCGCCUCAGCCGGCGGCGGACGCUGCAGGAGGCCCGGGCGCUGCUGCGCUGCCGCCGCCUAGGGAUAGCUGCACCAGUUGUCUUUUUUGUGGACUAUGCCUUUAACUGCAUGUAUAUGGAAGAAAUUGAAGGUGCAUUGACUGUUCGAGAUUAUAUUCAAUCCACUAUGGAGGCUGAAAACACUCCUCAAAGCCUCUUGGGCUUAGCCGAGAGAGUUGGGCAUGUUUUGGCUAGAAUGCACGACGGAGACCUCAUUCAUGGUGACCUCACCACUUCCAACAUGCUCUUGAAACCCCCUCUGGAACAUCUGAACAUUGUGCUCAUAGACUUUGGGCUGAGCUUCAUUUCAGGACUUCCGGAAGACAAGGGAGUUGAUCUUUACGUCCUAGAGAAAGCCUUCCUCAGUACCCACCCCAACACUGAGACUGUGUUUGAAGCCUUCUUGAAGAGCUAUUCUAAUGCCUCCAAAAAAUCCAAGCCAGUGCUAAAAAAAUUAGAUGAAGUGCGCUUGAGAGGAAGAAAGAGGUCCAUGGUUGGGUAAAAGAAUGUGUGUGACAAUCACAUAUAGUGAGGCUUUUUUUUUCUGAGGAAAUUUGAGGACAUUAACGAAAUAAAGGAGCUGGGAUAUUUUUAAGUGAUCUGUGAUGAUGCUUACGUGUCAGUAAUCUGCAGUUCACUGUUGUUAAGAGUUUUCUGUGCAAAUAAGACAAGUUCUAGGCAGAAUUGGGGACUUAAAGGAAUCUAGGGCAGGCUUUCCCAUAUCUGUACUAGUCCUUUAACUCAGGGUUUUGUUUUUUGUCAUGUACAUGAUAUAUUUGAUUGAAACCAGUUUUGAAAGAUAUGACCAACAUUUAAAAAAUGAAAUAAAAUCUAGAAAAUAUCAGUGUGUUUUAUGAAACUUGCAAAGGAUCUGAUAAAAAAUACAGUAGAUUAAAAAAAAACUUUAUUAAAGCUGGGCAUGAUGAUAUACACCUGUAA